Messenger RNA from Puccinia graminis f. sp. tritici CRL 75-36-700-3, 2085 nucleotides. RefSeq lists its product as uncharacterized. The record is from RefSeq and is a predicted model, not a curated record. The coding region runs from base 1 to 2085 and encodes 694 amino acids. The transcript has 4 exons. Lineage: Eukaryota; Fungi; Basidiomycota; Pucciniomycetes; Pucciniales; Pucciniaceae.
AUGCCCGCGCAGAGGGUUGGAGUGCGGACCCGCACUCCAAUUUCAAUUGGAGUGCGGUCCCACACUCCCUUCAGAGAAGGGAGUGUUGGAGUGUGUGUGCGAAGGGGGGUGGAGUGUGAUUAUCACUCCCCUCGUGCGAGUUCCAGUCAUUUGAGCUCCCAGACCAUCAGACCGGGAACCCCUGAUUCUCGCGCAAGUUCCCAGGAGGCCAUUUGCAAGAGAAACCCGGAGCCACCUUUCAAAGCCAAAUCACCCUUCGAAGCCGCUCCAACACCAAGAUGCUUUGAGGAAAUCACAUUCCAUACGCUGCCCUCGCGUGAAUCCACCCCGGCUGACCUAGAGGAGACAAACCGAGGGACUCGCCAAUCUUGCUCAUCCUCAACUUCCCAGCAUUCGAGUGGCCAACAGUCUCCUCAUUCUCUUAGGAACGCCCCUACCCCUCCUGGUAAUCAUUCACCUUCUCAGGAUGAUCAUUCGGAACCGGUAGGCAAGGCUUCAUUGCCUACAGACCGCAACAAGUCUGAUGCACCUGAGGAGUCUUCAAUGCCGACUGGUCGUGAAGGAUCCGAGUCGGUAGUGUCAACCCAUCGUGAAGCAUCCGAGGAAUGGUCAAUUUCGAUUCAUUGUGACUCUGGAAUGGGGAGGUCAACCGGGGCGGGACCAGACUUGACUCAAGAGUUUUCCAAGGAUGAUCAAUCAGAAGGAGAACAAGAAGAACCAUACAAUCAAUCAGAUGUUUGCCAUAUUGGAUCACAACCCAACCCUGACUCGACCCAAGAUCUUGUUCCAGAUGAAUCACAACGGGAAAUGUCACGAAGUCAGAGCUCCUCUCACCAGCACAGAGAUCGAGGUCGCAAGCGCAAGUCAGAACCCCCCUCACAGUGGCCAGAUCCUUCGGAGCUCUCUUGGGCACAGAUUGAAGCGUAUUUAGAUCAUUACAAUCUAGUGCACAACGGGGGUACUCAGAUCGCACGGCUUGUUGGGAGCUACAACCUCCUACGUUCGACUUUAUCUAAGGAUGACGAACAACAACCAUCCAAACAGCCCAAUGCUAGAGCCUCGCCUGCCCCUCGUCUUCCAACUAUCAACCAUUGGUGGCGUCCACUGAUCAGUCAUCGCCUACAUCUAUCAGUGUUCAUUCUUCACGUUCAACCCGUUCGACCCAAAGAAAGUCCGGCUCUCCUAUCGAACAUGGCCGACAGAAAAGAGCCAAAAAUCCGAGCAAGACUAAAACCCAGAGAGGAACUAAAAAGACUAAAAAAAACUCGCAGGCGCGGUCGUCCAUCCUUAACCCGUAAUCAUGACGAAGGCGACUCCAUUAAUUUUGUCCCUGUUCUUCCUAAGAGUUCAAAGAAGAGGCCGCUGGCUGAUCCUCCCCCCAAAUCUGCCCGUGCAAAAAAAACUUGCCCUGGUCCGGACGAUCCUUCUCCCUCCGACCUGCAUACACGUCCUCAAGCCUCAACCUCUCGUCGAGGCAGACAGCAGACAUCUCGACGAAACAGCUACAAUGUGCACCCGUCCUUUCACGACAAUGAAGAGGAGGAGCCGUGGUUUGUGCCGCCACAUGAAAAUGACAGGUCAAACCCGGGUGCUCCGAAGAAGAGGAAACAGCAUGAAGCGGCUCAUGACUCAGAUGCACUUAGGCCUCCUGGACCGAAACAAACUUGGGCGGUUGCUGCUGAUCCAUCUGCUUCACUCAACUGGCAAAAAUCCAGGCCUGCUCGCGGCCGUCAAGGCUCAACUGAAAGACAAAGACAAAGCAGCUACAGUGUGCACCCAUCUUUGCACGAUGAGGACGAGCUUGCACGGCAUGAACCUCACGCCCCCUCGCGCAGCCGUAGAUUAAUCCCCCACAAGCUCACCCUUCAUCUCGUGCUCAGGGUCCGUCGCAGGUCUACGAUUCAGAUGCACAUUCGACUGCUGCUCCAAGGGCCAAAAGAAAGCAACCAGACCAUCUUUCUCCGAGCCCCGAACGUUCAAAUGGAAAACAACGAGGAGGCCCUCCGCUUAGCCUUAUCCCUACUAAUGCGCAAGUUCACCGGAGAAGACACAGAAAUAACCGAGUUCAACGCAACAGCCUGGUGA